CAUUGAAUGAGGUGCAGACGUCCUUGCUGAGUUCGGGAUUCGAAGGUCACUUUUUUGUCUUUUGUUCUGAUGUUCAAAAAGGUACCGAGGUCUUUAGCCCGAGGUAUUCUGGUUUUAACUACUGGUGUGAUAACGUAUAAAUAUCACUCUCUGGUCGGCACGAUAGUUUAUUGUGAAGGAAUUAGUAUGCAGCCGACUGUUAACGAUGGGGAUUAUUUGAUUGUAGAAAGACUAUCAAUUAUUUCAGGACGCAUUAAGAGGGGUGAUGUUGUAAUUGCUGGACAGCCGCGGAAGUAUAACACUUCACAUGUUUUGAAGCGAAUCAAAGGACUGGAGAAUGAUCAAAUUACAUUCUGGGACAAUAGUCGGUGGGAGUUUAUUGCAAAACAGGUACCUGUGGGUCAUGUCUGGUUAGAAGGUGAUAAUACUUCACGUUCGUUGGAUUCUCGGUCUUAUGGACCUGUUCCUAUAUCUCACUUGGAAUACAAGGUACUACUCCGUGUGUGGCCAUUGAAACAGUUUGGACGUCUUAAGACACCCAGUCCUAUCAGUUGUACAACUGGUCAGCCAGAUGAUGCUGAUAUUGUACCACUCAGUUUAAGGCGAAAUGGCAGUGACCGAAAUUCGCAAGAAUCUGGUUUAUGAGCGCUUUUCGAUUUGUUCAGUCUUCUGUGAUUAUUCAGGUUUAAAAUGUACAGAAGUAAAUAUGUGCAAUCUAGUGUUUCUGAGUUAUAUUUCUUUUAUUUCACGUUGUACAGACUCAUUUCUAUGUACUUCCAUUUUGCCUGCGAAAAUCUAUUUUUGUUACUUUAAGUCUAUGACAAGAUUUAAUUUAACCUGUUACUUUUUAGUUUGGUUUUUUAUAUGUAGGAGUUGUAUGUUGUAGUUCUUAGGAUUUUUCAAGCUUAUUGCCUCCUGCAAAAUAUAACACCGAAGAAUAAUUGUUUUCAUGGUCUUAGUAGAGUAUUCGAAUCUUCAUCACGUUGGGGUUCUUGAAAUUUGGAUUUCACCAAGUCUUUCUACUGUACACCAUAGGUUUUAUGGAUUCUAUGGUUUAUGCACCUAAUUGUUAUGUAAAUAAUAGUUUAAAAAUGGAGCAUAUUACUUUUCUUAAAUAUUUAUUCGUAUAACUACUUCGAUGCAGAGUUUGAAUUUUA
Molecule: messenger RNA, 1157 nt
Organism: Trichobilharzia regenti
Lineage: Eukaryota; Metazoa; Platyhelminthes; Trematoda; Strigeidida; Schistosomatidae
Source: the annotation of a GenBank genome assembly